AAAAUGAAGUCUUUCAUACCAAUUUUGCUCGUUCCGUUAUUUUUUCAAGCAUCAACUGCCCACAAAACUGUCGUUUGCGAAGGUCUUAAUGAAGAAUAUUCUGAAUGUGCCUCUUCUUGCAACGUAAAUUGCGGCGAAAAAGCCGAAAUGUGUCCCGCAGUUUGUAAAAUUGGGUGUUCUUGCAAAGCAGGACAUCGUCGUUCGCAUUCCGGAGUUUGUGUGCCCGAAGAAAAAUGCGAUGCGUGCCCGGGAGUUCAUGAAUUUUUCAAUUAUUGCGGAAGUAAUUGCUCUACGACGUGCGGCGAAGAUCGAAUGAAUUGCCCGAAAAUUUGCGUUCAAGGCUGUUUUUGUAAACCGGGCUAUCGGAGAUCGAAAUUCAACGGAGAAUGUGUCCCCGAGGCAAAAUGUCAAUUUUGUACAGGAGCAAAUGAGGCUUAUGCGACAUGCGGAAACAGUUGCAACGAAAAAUGCGGCGAUGAUGAAAGUUUAUGUCAUCGGAUGUGUCUUGAAGGCUGUUUCUGUCUUCCGGGAUACAAAAGAUCUUUAAGUGACGGGAAAUGCGUUCCUGAAGACAAAUGUUUCAGUUGCACGGGCGAAAAUGAAGAGUUCACAACUUGUGGCAGUAAAUGCACGGAAAGUUGUGCAAAUCAUCAAGCAGAUUGCAAAAUGGAAUGUCGCACGGGAUGUUUUUGCAAAAUUGGGUUCAAGAGAAAUUUGACAACGGGCAAGUGUGUUUCGCAGAAGGAAUGUCCCAAAUCUACAGAAAUCGUUCGUUGCGGACCAAACGAAGUUUUCAAAUGCAGCAACAGGUGUUUGGAGAAAAUCGAUGACGGUUCACGAGUACAUUGCUUCAAAGACACGUACUUUGCCUGUUUUUGCCGUGACGGAUUCGCACGAGAUCCACGUUCGAUGAAAUGUGUACCUGAAGCACCUUCAAGAUUUUCUUAUUUUGUUCCUGCUGAAUGGAAAAAAUAUUAUGGAAUUCAUUAAAAAUUGACUAGAUUCGGAUUCAAUUGAGCUUUUUCACAUCGAUCUUGAUGAUAUUUUCGACUUGAACUACAAAAGUAUCCUUUAUCACAAAAUUUGCAUCUACAAAAAAAAAAAUUAAAUUAAAUUUCGUUCAAAUUUUCAAUAAAUUUCUUACUUGU
Molecule: messenger RNA, 1148 nt
Organism: Culicoides brevitarsis
Lineage: Eukaryota; Metazoa; Arthropoda; Insecta; Diptera; Ceratopogonidae
Product: zonadhesin-like
Exons: 3
Coding region: 4-990 (328 amino acids)
Source: RefSeq, a predicted model, not a curated record